Messenger RNA from Metopolophium dirhodum (rose-grain aphid), 3122 nucleotides. RefSeq names its product tafazzin (gene Taz). The transcript has 4 exons. The coding region runs from base 431 to 1228 and encodes 265 amino acids. NCBI's taxonomy places the organism in Eukaryota, Metazoa, Arthropoda, Insecta, Hemiptera, Aphididae. Gene Ontology annotation, molecular function: 1-acylglycerophosphocholine O-acyltransferase activity. Gene Ontology annotation, cellular component: mitochondrial membrane. Gene Ontology annotation, biological process: inner mitochondrial membrane organization; cardiolipin acyl-chain remodeling. The record is from RefSeq and is a predicted model, not a curated record.
GAUAACGACCGCUGUCCGUCGUGCCCGUGUGGAAAGAUAAUAUAAUAAUAAUGCAAAUUAUUAUUGGCAAUAAGUAAUCCCGCUCACCGCGGUUGUAGACUGUAGUAGUGUAGUGUGGUGGUCGGUCGUCGCCGCGUUCGCUACUCCUCUUUGUCGUCGUCGUCGUACCUAAAAUAUAUUAUUAAUUUCCUUAUUCCGUCUUGCCUACAACCGCCGUUCUCAUUCUCAUUUAUUAUUCACGAAUUCAAUAUAAUUAUACCUUUCCCAGUCUUAUUUGUUUUUUUAUUAUACAUGUACCUACGCGACAACGAAUCGAUGAGUGGAUCCCUCUUAGAACGUGCACGCUACCAGUAACACGCGACCAGGAAGAAGGUCGUGCAAACCGAUAUUAAUAAAAAUCCAAAUCUGAUGUAAAACGCUAUAACCAACCAUGGUCGUGAAGAAAGAGUACAACAUUGAUUGGGUCUUGCCCAAACUCAGGAACAGACGGAUAAUUUGGAAUGUUGCGUCUUGCAUCACAUUAGCUGCCGUCGGUAUAUUCAGCAAGAUUUUCAUCAAAUGGUUCAACAAGGCAAAAGUGUACAACCUUGUCUCAUUUGACAAAGCGAUCAAUCGACCCAAGCACAUACCACUCAUUACAGUAUCUAAUCACGACUCAUGUUUUGAUGAUCCUGGUAUUUGGGCUGCACUUGGUUGGAAGAAUUUAAUAAUGUCAAAUAAAAUGCGCUGGGCAUUGGCCGCUAAUGACAUAUGCUUUACAAACCCAUUCUGUGCACAUUUUUUUAUGCUUGGACAAUGUGUGCCGACCAUUCGAGGUGCCGGAGUAUAUCAGGAAGCGGUUAAGUUUGGUGUAGAACUGUUGUCUAAAGGUAAAUGGCUGCAUGUUUUCCCUGAGGGUCGGGUUAAUAUGAGCAAAAACUACAUUCGCCUAAAAUGGGGAGUUGGUCAAAUGAUAUAUGAAUCCCCAAUUAUGCCUAUUGUUGUACCUAUUUGUCAUGUUGGAAUGGAAACUAUAUUGCCUAAUGAACCGCCAUACUAUUUACGAACUGGUCGUAAGGUAACAUUUAAUUUUGGUGAGCCUAUAGAUUUAAAAGGAUUAGUCUCAAAAUUGAAAGAAUCCAAUGUGACUGAGGAGGAAGCUCGUAAAUUAAUUACAGAAAAAAUUGAAGAAGAAUUGUAUAAAUUACAAAAAGACACAAUAUUGUUACACAACAAAUUAAAUUCUUGACGGCCUGGUUUGCGAGUAAUAUUUUUAAAAGCUAAAAAAAACAGAAUACUUAACAGUGUUAUGUAUGAUUAUUAACAAAUUAUGUCUGUUUAGAUAAGUUACAGAUAAUUAAUUUAACUGUAUGUUUUAAUAUUGUUUAUAAGUAGUUUAUUUAACAUCACAUAUUUGUAUGUAUAAACUUAACUGUGCAACCAUUAUGAUUAUCAUUUGGUCCUCAAUAUUAUAUAUUAUAUAUAUAUUUUAUAUUUUCAACAAAUAUUUUUUAUAAAUUUACCUAUUUAAAUAUUUUAAAUAAAAAGUAUAAUCUUAUUUGACAUUCCUAUAAGAAUGUCAAUAAUUUCCGUCCAAUCAAGUAUACGUGAAUGAUAUUUAUUUAAAAUAAUUAAUAAUUAAUAAUAUGAUGUCAUUUAAUUAUAUUUUAAUAUAAAAUAUACUUAGUACUUAAUUUCAACAGAUACUUUUAUCAUGGUUAUUUUAAAAAUGAGCAUGUCUAGUCAAUCUCUUAAUAUUUCUGGGAGUGUAAAAAAAACUUAAUUCAGAAAUUUUUUUGUUAUGAAUAUUAAGAGACUUGAUUUUAAUUGGUUUUAUCUUAACUGUAACACAAAUUCAUUGUAACUCUUGCCAAUAUUUUAUUUACUAAAUGCAAAUUAAAUUGUGAUUUUAUUAUAUUUUUUUUUAUUUGGUUUUAUUGUAAUACUUAUGUAUUUGUCUAUUUAAGAUCAUACACAAUCAUUAUUAUACUUAUAGUUAUUUUAGUAUAACAUUGUGUAUUAUGAAAACAUGAUAUUAUUGAAUUUUUAAGUGGAAGAUUUUUCUAUUUUAAUAAUUUACAUAUAUAUGGAUUGAGCUUAGUGUCAAAUCUAAUAUUGUUACACGGUAUUAUUAUUAAAAAUGUAUGUGGUCAUUGGUUACCAAUUUCGGGACACAUUGUAGUAAUUCAAUAAAUAUGUUAAUUAUCGCUUAAUUUGAAAUCAAUUAUAAUAAUGUUUUUACUUAGUAUAAUAUUGUAAUUGUAAAUAUUUUUGUUACAAAUUUUCAAAUUAUAUUAAUUAAUAAUAAUAAUGCAUAUUUAAUGUAGGUAAUAAUGUCAAUAUAAAUUGUUUGUAAUUCAAUAAAUUCAUAAAUACUUAUAUUAAAUUAUCAUCUACCUAAGAUUUAAUAUGCAUAAUUAAAUAUUUUGUAUACAAAUUAUAAUAUUUUAUAUUUAUCAACUGUGCACAAUAUAUUAAACUGUAAAUAUUGUGUUGCAAAUAAUAAUAAUUUAGACCCGCGUUCACUGUGCAAAAGAACUUAUAAUUGCAAAAGGUCUAUAAUUAUCCGUUUAUUUUGGCCUGGAAUUUUUUGCUCAACUUAAAUUUUGUAAAUUCUACAUAUACACACAACUAUAUAACAUUGCCAUAUAUUCUUUCAAAGUAUUGUAAUUUUUUCAUAAAAAAAAAAAAACAAUAUUUUCUUCAAUAAAUAAAAUGUAAAAAUAUUUUAAUGGAAUAUAUUACACUUAACAUACAUAUUUUCAUUAUACUUUGUUUUUUGGACACUAUCAAUGAUUAUUAUUUUAAAUAUUAAAUUUGUACUAUUUCUCUUUUGUUUUUAAAAAUAUAUUAUUUGCAAUACCUAUAUAUAAAGUAAUUUAGCAACAAAUAUAAGAUACAUUAGAACUGUUAAAUUAGAUUGUAGUUAUAUAAAGUUUAUGAUUAUUUGUUAUUUUAUUAAAAUACUAACCCACUUAAUUCUUAUUGCAUUUUCAUUUUUAGACAUUUUUUUCAACAGGUCUAUAGUUUUAUUGAAUCAAUUUUUUGUUUUAAUAAUGUAUUACUCAUUAAAUGUGUACUACAUAUUUGUAUUUUUUUGAAAAACAAUCAUUCUAUAAAAAUUUGCUUCAAUAAUUAUGGAA